Molecule: messenger RNA, 312 nt
Organism: Paramuricea clavata
Lineage: Eukaryota; Metazoa; Cnidaria; Anthozoa; Malacalcyonacea; Plexauridae
Source: the annotation of a GenBank genome assembly
AUGUGCUACCAUGUGCCAUUCUUUCUAGCCUCUAUGGGAUUAAAGUGUUUCACAGGGCAAGGAGUGGAGAAAACAAAUGAUGUUAUUCGACGGCUCUACCACCUAAAAAGCAAUAAAUAUGAUUCUUGUAAAGAUGGGCUCCAGGCUGUCAAAAGACUGGAUGAACUACAAGAAUUUGAGCGACAUCCUAGGAAGUACUGGCAAUGUGACAGAACUUAUUGGGUAAAUGGGAUAAUGGAGGAACGACAAAAACGACCACGUCUUAGUGUGACCCCACUGGAAGGUGAUGCAGAUGAAAUAUUGAUCAAUUAA